Messenger RNA from Rotaria sp. Silwood2, 1182 nucleotides. NCBI's taxonomy places the organism in Eukaryota, Metazoa, Rotifera, Eurotatoria, Philodinida, Philodinidae. The record is from the annotation of a GenBank genome assembly.
AUGGCCGAACCAUCACGUGUUACUUUUAAACUUGGCGGUAUCAAACGACCUGCUCUUAAUAAUCUUGCAUCAUCAUCUAUUCAAUUUGAGUCAUCCACAACAAAUAAUAAUGAUGAACCAGAAAUCGUCACCGGUUUUGAUAAUGGUACAAUUAAAAGUAGUACACCAACUGUUAGCAAAAAAGAACUUGUUAUUGCUGCUCAACCAAAUGCUCAUCAUAAAUUUUUUAAACUUAAAACAAAUCAAAAUAAAACAGCUGUGUCAAAUACAACAUCAUCAAAUGAAACGGUCAAUUCCUUAGACGAUGAUGCAAGACGUGCACUUAUUCGUGAAGCUCAAGAAGCUAAUGAAACUUGGAAUGAACGAAAUGAAAAUGGAACUAUUCAUGUACAUACUAUUGAACAAGAUUCUGUUAAUACAUUUAUGAAUAAUAUUACUAGUGAUGAAAAUAUAAUUGAAGAAAAAGAAAUUGAAAAUGCUGAUUAUGAACAAGUACCUAUUGAAGAAUUUGGUAUGGCUGUUCUACGUGGUAUGGGUUAUAAAGAAGAUGCUGGUCUUGGUAUAUCAAAUAAAAAACAAGUCAAUGUAUUUGUACCAGAAACUCGUCCUCGCGGUCUUGGCUUAGGUGCUGAUAGAAAAAUACUUGAAAAAAUUAAUAAAUUAAAACGUAAUUUAAAAAAAUCUGGCAUUGACGAAAAAGAUGAUUUAUGUUUUGAAAAAGGAGCUUUUGUUCUUAUUGAAAAAGGUCCUCAUCGUGAUCUAUAUGGUACAAUUGAAUCAAUUGAAGAAGAUGUUACACGUAUUACUGUUUCAUUAGCUAUUGGCGGUACAAAUAAGAAAAAAGAAACAAUAAAUAUAUCACAAUAUAAUGUUAAAUUAGUAACUGAAAAAGAAUUUCUUAAAUAUAGUAAAUAUGUUAAUAAAUCUAAAGCAGAAAAAGUCGAAAAAGAAACAAGUGAUCGAUUAAUGAAAGAUUAUUAUCAACAAGACAAUAAUAAAGAUUAUAAACGACGUCGUUCACCUGUUAAAGAUGAUGACUAUAAACAUAAUCGUUCAUCUAAGAAUGAUGAUUAUGAUCGAAAACAUCAUCGUUCAUCAAAUAAUGAUAAUUAUGACCGAAAACAUCAUCAUUCUUCUAAUGGACAUCGACAUGAAGAAUCAAGUAAAUCUAGAAAACAUUAA